AGCAGUUGUUGUGCUGGUAGUCAGUCCGAGUUAUCGGACCUAAGGGAGUUCGGGGGAUCAAUCUCUGAUCAGAAUUAUCAUCGCAAAUCGUUGCUAAGUAGAUCUUUCUUGUAGUUGAGGUACCUAUUGUCAUUACACAGCUUCUCGCCACUUAUCUAUCAUGCCUGCUCUGGUCAUUCAAGAAAUAUUAUCAGUGAAAUGAUGCACCAAAAAUUGUUGAGGUGACAUACAAUUACAAACACUUGAUACAACUUAUCACGAUGCUUGUAGGUUCCUCGUAGUCCCAUAUUGAUAUUUCCAACUCGUCUAGUUGUGGUGAAAGUAUUUGUUAUCUAUCUGAUCUCUUAUAUGUUCUACCAUCUUUUAUUUUAUUUGAUUCUUUUUUUCGCUAUCUAACUACACGCAGCAAGAUAGGUAGAAGCAACACCGUAGUGGAUUCUAUAUUGUUGUGAAUUAAAAGAUGAUCCACAUAUUCAAGGAUCAAGAGUGAUACCUUCUGCACUCGAAGACUAGAGAAGACCUGUUAUGAGUUGUUGAGAUUUCUGAAUUAGAGUUUUCAUGUUUCUCGCUGUUUUCAUGAUUCUUGAACAGUAUUAACUUCUAAGUGCAUACAUACUGCCCACGCACAAAUAAAGUUCUCCUACAUUCAUUUUCUAGGCAAGUGUCCAGCAGGUGAGUUGAGAGUGCGCGUCUAGGGAGAUUCUACUCUUGCACGACGUGUACUAGUUGUCGUCUUUGUUCAGAUACCUUAGAGACGAGUGACGAAGACUACACCUGUUCCGCAGAGAAACGCGCAGUGAUACGCGAUCGUGUGGACAAAACCUGCACAGCAUUCUUCUUCAUCUACAACGCUACUUAUCAUCCACAACGCUACUACUCCGUUUCUUCUUCAUCUACAACCACUGGACCCAUAUCAUUAUAAGUACUGCAGGACGAAAAGAUUCGUCGAAUGGUGUUGCAAUAGAUGCGUCCCUGAGUCACUGGAAUCUUCUAACACUCCAAGACUUUUAGCUUCUACUACUUCUGAAGUACUCGCUCGAGCAGGACGAGCAAGACAAAACAAGUUUUGACAGAAGGAAAUUUCCGCGUUCACGCACGUGAGCAGGAGGAGGCCGUCUACAGUGUAACAACUUUAAGAUCUGCAACAAGUAGAAGAGGACUCUUCGAUACGAGGUAGAAGAGAUCACCGCAGCGAAGAUGCCGGAGCCAGACGUGAACUCAGACGACUACUACAAGGUCCUUGGUCUCGAGAGAGGGGCCAAUGAGAAGGACAUAGCGAAAGCGUACAAGAAAGCCGCACUGCGGUGGCAUCCAGACAAGAAUCCCACGGACAAAGAGAAGGCAGAGGAGAACUUCAAGAAAGUAACAGAAGCGUACGAGGUGUUGAACGACAAGGAAAAGCGGGAUGUGUAUGAUCGAUUCGGCAAGCAGGGUCUGCAGGGCGGCGGCGGCGGCCCCGGACCCGGCGGACCAGGAGGCAUGCACUUCACCACGGGCGGCGGUAUGUCCUUUCAGAACGCGGAGAGCAUCUUCCGACAGUUCUUCGGCAACAUGGACGACAAUCCAUUCGACGAUAUGGACGGUUUCGGAGGGCCACCCGGCUUCGGUCCGCGCGGAUUUGGACGAACCGGAGGCAGCUUCGGGGGCGGCAUGUUCGGCGGCGGUCCCGGAGUCAACAUACGUUAAGGCUUACUUCUUAUCCUCAUCUUAAGGAGCAUCUUUGCUGUAUUUUUGGAGGGAAAACUUUGUGAAAGAUGCGCUUGAAGAUGAAAAUGAAUACAGGCGAGGUCUAAAUACGGAUGGGCGGCAUGCCCGGCGGCAUGAACGGAAUGCCAGGCGGCCCACACAUGGGCGGCGGCAUGAGCGGCAGUAGCCGAGGCGGCGGCAAGGGCGCACGGCCGCACGGCGGUCCUUCGGAGAUACCGCCAGGCCAGAAGGUCACAGUAGUGAACGUAAGAUCACAGCCGCAACACAACGAUCAGCAGGGCACGGUGCGGGAGUACGACAAAGAGAAAGCGCGCUACAUCAUCGAGCUGCAGACUGGAACGACGCUUUCGCUGAAAGCAGAAAACCUCUCGCUUGAGGUAGAUGGAUGUGUGAUCAAGGGACUGCAGAGCAAAGCGGAGCUGAACAACCAAAAGGGCAAAGUCCUCAAAUACGAUGCAGAGAAGGACCGGUACACCGUACAAAUUUUCUCAUCGAACCAAGUGAUCGCGGUACCCGUCCACAAUGUGGUGCUGCCCAAGGGCACACCGGUGCAAAUUGUAAAUCUCACUGGGGCGAGUCAAUACAAUACCAAAUGGGGAACCGUGGUCGAGUAUGAGCCACAAGAGGAAAGGUAUACAGUGCAGCUUACGAAAGACAGAAGUCUCAAAAUAAAGCGGGGUAAUUGUAGAUGCGCUGGAUAGAGCCAGCCACCGCGCAAUAUAGAGGGGAAUUUAGUUGUAUCAUAACAACUGACUGUAGUACCAUUGCAGAAGUCCUCACUGGGACUGGUGUUAUUUUACAAUAUAUCGGAAGUACCACAACGAACGGCCAUCGUGUAUCUUCAACAUGUUGUUUUUUCUUUUCAUCACGACGCUCACCACAACGUAAAUUUGAUUUUAUAAACUUAAUAGGUGCAAGAUUGGACAAGAAGCAAGUUAGGUGAGUUUUUUAUUUGAUUUAGUUACCGCCUCGAAUGAAAAUUUGAAUUGCACUCGUCGAGCUGUAACAGGGAGGAGAGUUAAAAACCGGUUGUCGGUCAGCCGCCUCGAGGUCAGCUUUAUACUUAUAAAGUAGUUUAUGGAAAUUGAAGAUGACGAAGAGCAUUGAAUAUCGGAGCGGCAAACUUGCUUGUUGUCAGGAGUUAUUCGAUGCACGCUUCGCUUAUGAUUCCAUGUAGUCCCCGACUAUGAAGAUGUUAGAUUAUCCCGUCACGCAAACCAUCCUUCAAAGACAAAAACACGUUGGACUUACAUGAUAAACUUUUCCGAUGCUUCGUCCUUGCCCAUCGUCUCUAGCGCUGAUUGGCAGAAUAGAAGUUGAAGCAUCACUUAAUAAGAACUCUUCUUGCGCUUUCUUGAUGUUUGGCUAGUAGAGUAACCAUGAGGGCGUGCCGAUUUAGGUUUCGGCGUAUUGAUUUGCUAGCAGCUAAUUUAUUCCUUUGGAUGAUUGUUCAUCUAAUUUGAGAAGUCACUUGUUUCUUGUGAUGAUAGACUCAACAUGGCACAAGAAAGAUCGGGUACGAGGACAUGCCCAAAUAAGGAGGCUUCUUGUUGUAGACCGCCAGGAAGAUCAAUUAGGUCUGCUUGUCGUGACACACCAAUAACGGCGGCUUUAUUCAUCUUUCUGUUUGAUUUAUCUACUUACAUGAUAAUCCUAGUCGGCAUGACUAUUUGAAUAAGCUCCUAGUCUUCCUUUUCAUCGUCCUGAUGUACUAAUAAAAGUAUAAAAAAAUGUUUUUAUAUACUUUUUUGAUCGAUCAUAAUAUAUAUUGAUGAUGAUGAUCGCGCCAUUAUUCACCGCAAUAUUCCGCGGAUUGCACAGCGAUUGGAUGCCCUAGGAGAGACAGAGGCGCGUCUGCUUAGCAGGGGUUUGAUUGUUGGACUAAUUGAAUAGCCCACGUCGCACAGUAAGAAUUUCACCUACUUCUAGGAAGUGAAAGUUGUGUAACUAGACAGACACAGUGAUAUGAUUUAUCGGCAUCCAUUCUCGUUGAGCAUCGGUUCGGAAUAGGUAUGUACUUAUCAACAUAUUUAUCAACUGAUUGUUGCCAACAGCUGAUGAUUGCCACUUGUGAAAGCCUUCCUAACGAGGAUAAAUGUAGCUUAACAAGGAAGAGCAAAAAUUAUUAUAGUCGAUCCUAAUCCUACUUCGUCUCUGGCCCUGGACAACUCCAAAGAAGUUGCUUAUACUUAUAUCAAAUUACUUCAUAGUACAACUACAACAACACGGGCGGGCCACAUCUCGAGUAGCAAGGAGAACAUCAUCUUAUGAAUAACUUUCAGCGUCUGCUUGCUUCUAUCUUUCUUAUUUUGAUUUCACUACUCCCAUCGAUGAUGAGACUUCCGAUUUAGUCAAGUAAAUAACAUACCACCCGCCGCCCUUCCGUUCCCUGUGGCAACUACAUGCAGAAUCCUCUGUCAUUGAAUGGCAUAUUCUAUCGCGUGAAGUGGUCCACCUUAAACUUGUAUUUCUGCUCCUCCUACACCUACCACUCAUUAUUCUUUCAUGCAUGUACUUCAUUACCUAACGUCCGACGCUCUCGAAAAACAAAUAGUGGGUACAACUUGUAACUAUGCGUGCUGACGCUGUGAUUUUACAGCUCGCUGCCGUUUUAGGAUGAACCAUAUCACCUAAGAUGACCAUGACCUACCUGCUCUCGAGUGAGCAGGCAACGUGUGGACCGCAGCUCAGGAGGAUGCACUGUACGAUUUAAGAUGAUGUAGCAGCAUCUACUUUUAUGAAUACGAGUAUAAGUAGAUCACAGAUUGCUCGAGUGAAACUUCAACUCCUGUUGGGGGUGAGGAAACAGGCAAUCUUCGCAAUGCUAUAUUUACAGGUACGCACACCCAGGGUAGAAGGGUGACGCUAGGUACAUUCAGGACGGAGGGGAGGGGGGCAGAAGGAGUAGAAGUAGAAUGAAACUGCAUCAUUAUCUCGCGGCGCCAGUGGGCGGUGGCGAUCGUGAAGCAACUUCAUUAAGGUGGGUCCACGCAUGACGGCCGGCCUUUCUAGUAUUUGAAAUUGCCACUAAAGACAUGACGCAUCACGGAAGUAGGAAGAAGUAGAAGACCUCAAAGACGUCCCGACCUUCACAUGCAAAAGCAGUGAGCAAGCUGUUUUAUUGCACCAACUAAGUUUUAUGCUUCGGAGCAAUCCCUAUCCCAUUUACCUGAU
Messenger RNA from Amoebophrya sp. A25, 4881 nucleotides. NCBI's taxonomy places the organism in Eukaryota, Dinophyceae, Syndiniales, Amoebophryaceae. The record is from the annotation of a GenBank genome assembly.